CUGCCUUCUAGCCUGACCGCGCCGUCUUCUGUUUCCCUGCGGGCGUUACCAGCCCUCGGGUGGCGCACUCCUCAGACAAUCUCCCCACGGGGCCCGCGCUGGGCGGUCCGGGGGCGACCUAGCGCUUCCGUGAGGCUUCUGGGAUUCGGGCUGCUUUCCCCACAAGCCACCGCGGCCACGGACAGGCCGGCUCCAACAUUUCCCAGAGGGCAGCGGGCCCAGCGGCUCUUUGGUUUCCUUUCCAUUUUUUCGCGCGGUUCUCUCGCUGUGCGCUCGCUCUGGAUUCUCUAGAAUUUGAAAUUUUUUUCAGUGGAAGAACACCAAGGAGCAUUGAUCCGGUCUUACAUUUCUAAAACCAUGACCUGUGACAUUCCAUUUCUAAGCCAGCUGUGGUUGACUUAUUGGAGCAAGGUAAAGCACCCUGGAUGAUUUUGAGGGAAGAAAUACAAAGACAGUAUACAGAUUUGGAUUUACAUUGUGAGGUAAUGAGCUAUGUAGAAAUGCCCACUUAUGAAAAAGAUAUAUCUUCCAUACAAUAUCAGAGCACAUAUAACAGAGAAAAACUCUAUGAACAUAAGAAAUGUCAGAAGAAAUUUAGUAGUGGCUCUCCGUUUACUCUACAUCACAGGUUUCAUAUUGGUAGAAGACUCUAUGAAUGCAAAGAAUGUGGGAAAAAUUUUUGUAAUGGCUAUCAACUUGUCCUACAUCAGAGAGUUCAUAUUGGUGAGAAACCCUAUGAAUGUACAGAAUGCGGGAAGAACUUUAAAAGUGGUUAUCAACUUACUGUACAUCAGAGAUUUCAUACUGGUGAGAAAACCUAUGAAUGUAGGAUAUGUGGGAAGGCCUUUAUUUAUGUUUCACAUAUUGUUCAGCAUGAGCGAAUCCACACUAGUGGGCCUUAUGAACGUCAGGAAUGUGGGAAGGCCUUUAGUCAAGGUAGAUACCUUAGAAUUCAUCAAAGAAUUCAUACUGGUGAGAAACCCUAUAAAUGUCAAGAACGUGGGAAGGCUUUUAGGAAGCGCUCAAACUUUGUUAAACAUGGGCAAAUCCAUACUGAUGAGAAACCUUAUGUAUGUGAGAAAUGUGGGAAGGCCUUUAAAAGAAGUUACCAACUUAGUGUACAUCAGAGUAUACAUACUGGUAAAAAAAACUAUGAAUGUAAAGAAUGUGGAAAGGGCUAUACCACUGCCUCACACUUACAUCAGAAAAUUCAUAAAAGUGGGAAACCAUAUGAAUGUAAAGAAUGUAAGAAAAUCUUUACCUUGUAUAGAAAUCUUACUUGACAUCAAUGUAUUCACACUGGUGAGGAACUUUUUGAAUGUAGGCAGUGUGGGAAGGUUUAUACUACUGGCUCAAAACUUUUUCAACAUCAGAAAACUCACACUGGUGAGAAGCCCUAUGAAUGUCACGAAUGUGGGAAGACCUUUAGCUUAUAUGGAUACCUUCACCAGCAUCAGAAAAUUCAUACUGGUGUGAAACACUUUGAAUGUAAGGAGUGUAAAAAAACCUUCACUUUGUAUAGAAAUCUUAUUCGACAUCAGAGUAUUCAUUCUGGUAGGAAACUUUUUGGAUGUACGGAAUGUUAGAAGACCUAUAGUAUUGGCUCAAACUUUGUUCAGCAUCAGAAAAUUCAUACUGGUGGGAAGCCCUAUGACCGUAGGGAAUGUGGGAAGGCCUUUAGUCGGGCUUCAAACCUUGUUCAACAUGAGAGAAUUCAUACUGAAUGAAUGGUUUACAAAAACCCUACAUGUGUAAGAAGUGUGGGAAAGCCUUCAGAUAUGGUUCAACUCUUAAAGCACAUCAGGGAAUGCAUACAGAUACGAAACUCUAAGAACAUAAGGAAUGUGACAGUGCCAUUAGGCAUGACCCAGACUUUUUUCACAUCAGGCAGUUCACAGUGGUGAGAAAUUAUUGAAUGUUAGUCUUCAUAGGUAUCUUUUCACCAGCUGAGAGAAUUCAUAAUGUAGUUUAUAUUACUUCAUAAAGAUUUCAGUGUUAGUCUUGUUUUAAUGGAAUGUUUGACUAAACAAUAGCGAAUUAAACCCCGAAUAGCCAAAGCAAUCUUGAAAAAGAAUAAAGCUGGAAGUAUUAUGAUCCUAGAUUUCAAGAUAUAAUACAAAGCUGUAGUAAUCAGUAUGGAACUGGCAUAAAAAUAGGCACCUAGACCAAUGGAAUAGAAUAGAGAGCCCAGAAAUAAACCCACAACUAUAUGGUUAAUUAAUAUUCAACAGAGGAGGCAAAAAUACGCAACGGGAAAAAGUCUCUUCAACAAAUGUUGGGAAAACUGGACCACUUUCUUACACCGUACACUAAAACUCAAAAUGGAGUAAAGACCUAAAUGUGAGACCCAUACCAUAAAAAUCCAAGGAGAGAGCACAGGCAGUAAUUUCUCUGACAUCACCUGUAGCAACACUUUUCUAGAUAGGUCCCCUGAGGGAAAAGAAACAAGCAAAAAUAAACUACUGGGACUACAUCAUGAUUAAAAAAAAAAAAAAAAAAGCUUCUGCACAGCAAAGGAAACAUUCAA
This is a messenger RNA of Canis lupus familiaris (dog), 2527 nucleotides long. Its product is annotated as zinc finger protein 573. Lineage: Eukaryota; Metazoa; Chordata; Mammalia; Carnivora; Canidae. The record is from RefSeq and is a predicted model, not a curated record.